Molecule: messenger RNA, 5884 nt
Organism: Galleria mellonella (greater wax moth)
Lineage: Eukaryota; Metazoa; Arthropoda; Insecta; Lepidoptera; Pyralidae
Exons: 8
Coding region: 231-1121 (296 amino acids)
Biological process (GO): synapse organization
Cellular component (GO): neuron projection membrane
Source: RefSeq, a predicted model, not a curated record
CCGGCAAGGGGGUAGGUCGUAUCUUACCCUAUCGUUGAUUUUCCGCGCGUGAAAAAUGCAGUGAAGUGACAGAUGUAUAGAUCGAAAGUGCUGUGAUAAAUUAUUUCAAAGUGCGAAGUGAUUUUUCUCAAGUUGACAACUUUGAGUUUUUGAGAUAUAAUAUUUUUUUUUUUUGAGUGCACUGUAAAAUGUGUUAUAAGGAGUAAUUUGGUACUGUACCCUCGACAGCGAUGUCGUUGGAGGGGCAGCGAUGCCUAUGCGUUGUGGUGCUGCUCAUCCAUACUACGGUCAUAGGCGCUGGUGAAGGUCCAUCACCACCACCCACGUCGUCAUCAACUCCCACGGUCAAGCCUGAACAGAAUGAGCUGACUGUCACCUUCCCACCUCUGGAGGAUUUAUACAACAACACGCCGGAGAAACACUUCGGCACCGAGAACAAUACGGUUGUGACUUCACAAACCGGAUCCACAGCGUUACUACCUUGCGUUAUUAGAAACAUCGGGGAUGGAAUUGUAUCCUGGAUUAGGAGAAAGGACUACCACCUCCUGACUGUUGGUCUGACCACAUACAGCUCGGAUCAGAGAUUUCAAGCCAUACAUUUACAGCACUCAGAGGAUUGGACAUUAAAAGUGCGAUUCGUGCAGAAACGAGAUGCUGGCAUUUACGAAUGCCAAGUAUCCUCACAUCCACCCACUAGCAUAUUUCUACGUCUCGACGUAGUCGAGGCGAGAGCACAAAUCUCGGGGCCGACAGACAAAUAUCUCAAGCCCGGCUCCACACUGAGGCUCCAAUGUUCCGUAGUGCAGACAACGGAGGCGCCUGCCUUUGUUUUCUGGUACCACAACAGCAGAAUGAUAAAUUACGACAUCGAGCGAGGUAUCAACGUGACCACGGACCCUGCGCAGAGACUGUCCGACCUCCUCAUACCGGCUGCGAGCGUCUCGCAUGCAGGAAACUACACUUGUGUUCCUAACAACGCAGUGCCGGCGAGCAUAUGUGUCCAUAUAUUUAAUGAUGAAAACCCAGCGGCAAUGCAGUCUUCAUCGCCGAGUCUCAUCUCGCGUCUCAAUUCCAACGGCUUCUUAUUACCCACACUUACUACACUCCAUCUUCUACGGUGACAAUCAUUACACUAACUACCCUAGUCAUUUGCUGGUAAAGUAUAACGUACUCUAUAUAUAAUAGCUACAAAGUCCAUGUUCGCGUGAAGCGAAACGCGUCUGAGAGAGACUCAAAUGACGUCGUUACAAGCAUAAUCGGGUAAAUGAGAGUGUUAGGCACAGAUUAUUGUUUAAGUGUGAAAUGUCUUUAUUCUGUGUAGUGUAACGUACAUGUUUCAAGCACAGUAUGACAUGUAAAAUAGCAAGAUAAUUAGAGAAGAAACACUUCAAACAAAGGUACAACUUGAGAUUAAUUAGUGAGAUAUUGUACUAAAUUAUUUCAUUGCCGAAACAGUCUUAACUCGGAGCGUUUCGUUUUACGGUAAUUGUAAAAACUGAUUUUAAACAAUCAUUGUAAAGUAUAAUAGUAUGAUAUUUAAUAAGACUACUUGUAUUAUUUGUUGAUGGAAUUAUUGUGUUUAAAUCUAAUAAAAAAAGUUAACUAUCUACCAGAGAUAAGAGAUAAUAAAUCAUUUAGUUUUCAUAGUAACGCUGUCUCAGUUCAGUCACCUCUGUGACUACAUUUCAAAGGCAAUUAUUGGAUGUGGAAGUAUAAAACUUAUUCCAUGUAAAUAGCCAUGCAUAUAUCUAUAGACGACGGUUGCCACUUUCAAUCAGUUGCUUAUCACUUCAAAUUGCAUAAAAAAGUACGAUUUCAAGUCCUUAAUUUGAUGCCACCAAACCACCUAGACAAAAAACAAACGAAUCUGAUAAUAGAAUAGAAUAUCGCUAAUGAGUCCAUAACAUAGAAACCACUUAUAGAAUCGUUAUCUCUGACUAAUUUAUGAGAUAGAAUGAGAUGGCAAUGUAUGCUGUCUUAUUCUUUCUCGUUUGAGUGUCAACCGAAAAUAUUCUAUCGACAGAUACAUUUGUAACGAUGUCUAGAGAAAGUAAGUAUGUAAAGAUUUAUCAUUUUACUUUCUGUUACUUUUACGGCUAUUCACGUAAUCCUGAAAUGUGAAACUGUAGCCCUUCAACAUUUAGAAAUCAUCGGAACAGUUCAGUCGCUUCGUGAAGCCAGAGAAGAUACCAAGAAGCUCCUGUGCUUCUGGGCGGAAAUGCGCUGGCUGUACUAGCCACGACUCAUACGCACAAUGGCCCAAAUGAGAGGUUAAGCGCGGAUAAUAAAGUCCAAUUUACAUUUCUGUUACUUUAAAAAAAAAAUAACAAACCCACUUGAUAAGUGCAAAGUUUCUAUCUAUAUAUAUGGACGUCUCUAUCUUAUUUUAUCAUUAUCGAUAAAAUGAGAUGCCAUCGAUAAAUUCGUUUGCCAAUUAUCCAGAGCCCCCUAUCAGUUGAGCAACGUUUAGUUCCUAUACAGAGAUCUCAUUGAAUCCUAGUCUAAACUCUCCUAUUCUUUAAAUUUUCAUGUUCGAAUCAUUUAUAAAUUGCUUAUCACAUCCUUGGUGUUUCGGGCACAGUAAAGGACAUCACAAGCCUAUGUGUAUAAAAAAGGUGAUCAAGAAUAUUGACACUAGAGGGCACUGCCACCCUUAUGUGACUAGUAAUAGUAUUGCGAUUCACUCUACUUCUGCUGUCAGUCAUUUGUCAUAUUCCGUUCUUUACCCAUCUCGUUCAAUUCCUCUCAGUUAUUUUAUUCAAACAUCUCUAGUGGACAGCUAGCUUUAAUAUUAUAUACGUGAAUGAGUCACGUACUCCCCUUUAUUUUUAUAUUUUACACCUCUCGAGUUUUAGUUGGGAUAUCAGAUGUGUCUCAUCUUAAUGCUGGUCGUUUAAAAUAUUACACGAGAAGGCUUUUGCAGAGUGCGAUCAAACAAAAAUAAAUUCGAAAAGAUAUUUUUGGGUGAUCAUUUGAAAUAGUACAAAGAUAUUGUGUGUGGAUAUAUAUAUAUAAAAAGAAUUAGUUCAACAGAAUUUACGUCUGCAUUGAUUCUAGCCUUAUACUAAUUUUGUUAUUUUUUUUUUUAAUAUUCCAAAAAAUAUUUAUAUUAAUAUUUAAAGCGAAGGAGUUUGUUUGUUUGAACGCGCUAAUCUCUGGAACUACAAGUCGGAUUCGAAAAAUUCUUUUUGCAUUUAAUAACUCCUUUAUGGUUAUAGGCUACUCGUUAUCAUGGUAAAACCAUAAACGAAACCACGGGAUAUAGCUAGUAUGAUACAAUUAUCUUAUUGAACAGUAUAUAGUUUAUUUCCAUAUAGUUUUACUUCAAAUGAUCAUGAAAAUAAAAUAAUAAAUAGAUUUUUUUUUUAUUGUUUGAAUUUGUUUUUUAAAGUUGCCAGCACUACGGUGAUAACACAGCAGGACAUCUUAAUACGUCCGCCUUUUUUCAAAUUUCGAACAAUAAAAACAAAUGAAAAAAAAAAACAUUAUUUAGAUUAAUUUUAAUUACGUAAUUAAUCUAUAAAUAAACGUAAUAAUUUUUAUACUCCCAUUAUAUAUAUAUUUUUUUAUUUAUUGUUAGUUAUAAAUUUUACUAUGUACCAGUUGAACUAAAGUUAUGCAUUAUAUUAAUGAUUCUUUUAUUAGUCAUCAAAAUUUUUAUCAAGAGAAAGAAAAAUAUUGUAAUAUACGUACAUACAAAAUUAUUACUACACUUAUGUCAAAACUGUUUGUAAUCAUAAUUCAUUAAUUAAAUAUUUUUAAUGUAUGUAUUUCCUGAAAUGUGUAAAAUGUUUUAGUGUAAAAUAUCCACAAAGUGAUACUGGUAAUUUCUUAGAAAAUUAUAAGUUAAAUUUUUUAUUUAUUUUUUUUUAUUUUUAGUCUAAUAUAAUUCAUCUUAAUUAUCACUCUUUAUAUCUACUAUAUUCAUGGUAUGUCUUUUAUUUUCUGCCUACCCUAAUGGGAGACAGGCGUGACAGAUAUGUAUGUAUGUGUCUUUUAUUUUUAAACAUAAUAUCCAUUUAAUAAAUUAUUAUAAUGAUGAGAGUAAUGUUAAUUAUGUUUAAAAACCUAUAAAAAUAGAUAUUUUAACUAUUAUACUAUUAUUUAUUAGUAUGUUUAAAUUAUUACUGAUUUAUAUAUUUAUCUGAAUAUAAACAUAAUACCAGUGUUUUGCUCUUUUAAGGGCAAAACAAAUAAACUGAGUUGUGACCAUUUUCUGUUACUUGUUUUAUAUAUUUUGCUUUGUUUGUAUAUGCAUUCUUUUUACCUCUUUUUAAUGUGUAUGUUUGUCGUUAUUUGUGUGCUGUAAGUAAUGCAAAUAAAUUAUUUAUAAAAAUAUAUAAUCUUUUUUUAUAUUUAUGUAAACUUGUUAUCAAUUAAUCAUGUAUAUUUAUUCAUUCAUUCAUUAUUUUUACGUAGUUUUACAUUUUAUUUUAAAGUACCGCCAUCAAACAUCUCUAUUCCAUGGUUAAAUAGUGGGGAACGCCUUUAGUACUUUUAUUUAUAUAUAUUUUUGUUAUAUACAUAAAAGUUAAAUAAAUAUUUUUUUUUCUAAAUAUGAAGCAAGUAUUAUAAAGCUAUUGAAUAAAGCACCAAACAUAUAUUAAUACACGAAAGAUAUAGUGGAAAUAAAAUUUUAUACCAAACUAUGUGCCCAGUACAAUAGAAGUAAACUAAUCAUUAAUAAUGAAGUCAUCUAAAUAAAGAAAUGCCCAGUAACAGAAGUUCUAUUAAUUUAAUACAAAUAUAGCCGAAUUAUUUUCCUUCUCAGUCUAUUUUUAAUCAUUAUUACGGUAAUAUUACUGUAUGUAACAGCCAUACAUAAAUGUCAAUAUAUCUUUUUAUGAUUUCUUUAUAUCUCUAUAGAAUAUAAUAUAUACUCUUAUAAUAUAUAUUCUACCCAAAGAUAUUUAAUUCCAUUCGCUUGAGUUAUUGAUCACAAAUACCACAAAAAAAAUAUUUAUACAAUUACAUUCUGUAUAAAAAUUAUUACAAGUAUAAUUAUUAUUUUCGGCAUUACUCGCGUGUUUCACUUCGGGAUUGCUCCUCUAGUUUCGGACUAGCAUACAGCACUGUACAAGUUCCGCGCAGUGUUGCUAAGAACAUACCCGUAAAAUUGAUCUGCUAUUGAGUCCGAAACUAGUCAAGUAAUCCCGAAAGUCAAUACAGAGUACACCGAAUUUUGCCUAAUUUAUCGUUACUAAUAUUUACGAAUAUAAAGUGAGUUCGUCUGUUUGUUUUUCUAUUUAUUUAUUAUCUCUUAGCACUUUAACGAUUUAACCAAUAAUCAUGAUAUAUGGAACACACGUAUAUGUACUGUUUCUGAAAGAGAAGGCUACCCGAUCGACCCGGUUACGCGGGCGAAGUCACGGUUAAAAGCUAGUAAUUUAAAAUUGAGUAUAACUCAAAAUAAUUAUAAUUAAUCAACAAAAGUAUGAUUAUGGUUAUUUUAUAUUGGAAGCUAGCUAUUUCCCAUGGCUUCGUCUGAGCCGAUUCGUAUUCUUUCAUUUUUGUUAAAAUUUCGGGAAAUAACUUUAUACUCGUUUAUGUUAUAAAAAUUUAUCUUAGUAUUUACGUCUGUACGUUAAUAUGUUAGUUACUAACUCCUUUUAUAUAUAGUAAUAGGUAUAGAUAAUUGUUUAAUUUGUUAUUUGAAGGCAAAUCAACGUUGUAUUUUACUUUUUCCUUAUCCUAUGGGGUAAAAAAUGUUUUGUUACUAGAUUUUUCACUUAGAUGAGGAUAUAUAUGCCUACUAAUAUUAUAAAGAGAUAAAUGUUUGUAUAUAGGAGGAAAUCUUAAUAUCCCUGAAAUUGAUUACUUACUAUGAAAUGAUAGGAAUGAAGAGAUGUCUUUCAGGAUUGUCAAAGUGAUUGAAGAAGCACAG